GCUCCCCAGUGACAGCAGCGGCAGGAAGCUGGCUGGCGUUAGCCGGUUGCUAGGCCUGUUGUUCUUGGAAGGGAGAACACUGGACGAUACCCUCACGUAACUCGCAUCUCUGGGCCCACAGUGUCUGCAUGGCGAAGUCCCCAGGGACCUCUUCCCUGGAGGAGAUUCUGGGGCACUAUCAGCGGAGUCUCCGGGAGCGCGCCAAUAGAAGCAUUCAUCAACUGAAGUGUGUGCUGAGAGAAAGCGAAGGAGCGACUGGAGAAGAAGCACUGGAUGCCUCCCAUAGCAUCACUGCAGGAGAUGAGGAUGCUGGGGCAGCCUGGCACGAACUGCAACACAGCCAUGCCGUUAAUCAGCUCAAAGCAUUGUUGUGGCGACAAGAAAAUAAAGAAACUGAAAUAUCUUUAUCACAAAGACAAAAAAUAUCCUCUUUGAACGCAUCAGAAGAUGAGGAAACCAUGAUACCCACAGUGCAAAACCUUGUACCUAUCAUUAAUGACCAGUCUCAGUACAUUCAUCAUUUAGAAGCAGAGGUGAAAUUCUGUAAGGAGGAACUCUCUGGAAUGAAAAAUAGGAUACAAGUAGUUGUACUUGAAAAUGAAAAGCUCCAGCAAGCAAUGAAAUCUCAAAGACAAGAGGAGACGUUGAGGGAACAGACAUUUCUGGAUACAUCUGAAAACAUGCAAAAUUCUUGGAUUAUAACAGGCGAAGGUUCUAAGGUAGAUGAAGCUGCCAAGAGACCGUUCUCCCACGGCAGUGCACAUGUUGGCAGAACUGCAUCUUCAAAUGAGGCUGAAAAAUGGAAACUAGAACUGGAGAGGCUAAAACUUAUCUAUGAGGAAAAGGGUGAAUUCCUGGAAUCUCAACUGAAGUCUUUAAGGAAAGGCUUAGCUGAAUAUCAGAAAAAUUGUGAAGAUCUUAAAGAGCAACUAAAACAGAAAGAGUCUCUUCUUGCUGUGAAUGUUUCUGAUCGUGUUGGUGGUCUUUGUUUGAAAUGUGCUCAGCAUGAAGCUGUUCUUUCCCAAACCCAUCACAAUGUGCACCUGAAGACCAUCGAGAGACUGACCAAAGAAAGAGAUGACUUAAUGUCCGCAUUAGUUUCCGUAAGGAACAGCCUGGCAGAUGUGCAGCAAAGAGAAGCGAGUGCGUACGAACAGGUGAAACAAGCAGUGCAAAUGACCGAAGAAGCCAAUUUUGAAAAAACCAAGGCUUUAAUCCAGUGUGAGCAGUUGAAGAAUGAACUGCAGAGGCAGACAGAUCGCCUUGAAAAAGAACUUGCAUCUCAGCAAGAAAAAAGAGCCUUGGAGAAAGAGAUGAUGAAAAAAGAAAUAAUGAAAGAGAGGCAAGACAGGGAAUCAGAGAUGUUAAUCCUGUCUCAGAACAUUGCCCAACUGGAGAGUCAGGUGGAAAAGGCAACGAGGGAAAGGAUGUCAACUAUGAAUCAACUGGAAGAGCUUCAGGACCAGCUUACCUCCCAGGACAAGGAUGCCACCCAGGUGUGUGGAGAAAUGCGCUUUCAGAUGAAUAAAGCCAAAACGGAGAGGGAUGAGGCAGAAAAAGAACACAGAGAGUACAAAGCAAAAACUAGAAUGGAUCUUGAAAUGAAAGAUCAGGAAAUAGAGAGAUUGAGGAUAGAACUGAGUGAAAGCAAGCAGCACUUGGAACAGGAGCAGCAGAAGGCGGCCCGGGCCAGAGAGGAGUGCCUGAGACUAACAGGACUGCUAGGCGAAUCCGAGCACCAACUGCACCUCACCAGACUGGAAAAAGAUAGCAUUCAGCAGAGCUUUAGCAACGAAGCAAAGGCCCAAGCCCUUCAGGCCCUGCAAAGAGAGCAGGAGCUGACACAGAAGAUACAGCAAAUGGAGGCCCAGCAUGACAAAACUGAAAAUGAACAGUAUUCCCUGAUGACCUCCCAGAAUAUAUUUUUGACAAAGUUAAAGGAAGAGUGCUGUACACUAGCCAAGAAGCUGGAACAAAUCUCUAAAAAAAGCAGGUCAACGAUAGCUCAGCUCAGUCAAGAAAAAAGACACACAUAUGACAAACUAGAAAAACUGCAGAGAAGGAACAGUGCGUUGGAGGAGCAGUGUGUCGAGCACGGGAGGCUACAUGAAAGAAUGAAGCAAAGGCUCAGGCAGCUGGACGGGCAAAGCCAGGCCACAGCCCAGCAGCUGGUGCAGCUCCUCAACAAGCAAAACCAACUUCUCCUGGAGAGACAGAACCUGGCGGAAGAAGUGGACCGGCUACGGACACAGUUACCCAGCAUGCCACAAUCUGAUUGCUGACCUGGAUGAAACAGAGUGAAUAAAUGAUUUACAAA
Messenger RNA from Ochotona curzoniae (black-lipped pika), 2317 nucleotides. RefSeq names its product SHH signaling and ciliogenesis regulator SDCCAG8 (gene SDCCAG8). Gene Ontology annotation, cellular component: centriole; centrosome. Gene Ontology annotation, biological process: neuron migration; establishment of cell polarity; centrosome cycle. The record is from RefSeq and is a predicted model, not a curated record. Bases 129 to 2282 code for a protein of 717 amino acids. Lineage: Eukaryota; Metazoa; Chordata; Mammalia; Lagomorpha; Ochotonidae. The transcript is spliced from 18 exons.